Messenger RNA from Lycium barbarum (goji berry), 815 nucleotides. Its product is annotated as kirola-like. Bases 98 to 553 code for a protein of 151 amino acids. Gene Ontology annotation, biological process: defense response. The transcript has 2 exons. Lineage: Eukaryota; Viridiplantae; Streptophyta; Magnoliopsida; Solanales; Solanaceae. The record is from RefSeq and is a predicted model, not a curated record.
CAGAGCUAAAUAAUAUCUAUAUAAAGGCCACAUAUUCUGAAUAGUUUCUCCCACCAAACAUUCUUCUCACAAUUUAUUGCUAUACGAAAGAAGAAAUAUGGGUUUGAAUGGCAGGUUGGUAGCUUCUUUUGAGGUUAAGUGUGGAGGACACUUGUUCCAUGACCUUUAUCAAACUAGUUGUCAUCAUGUAUCCAACAUAAGCCCAGAAAAAAUCCACCAUUUUCAUAUUCAUGAAGGUGACGAUGUAAAGGCUGGUUCAGUAAUUGGCUGGAAAUUUAACCUUGAUGGAAAAGUUAAUGUUACUAAGCAACUGAUUGAAACCAUUGAUGAUGAGAAAAAAUCAAUUACUUGGAAAGUGAUAGAGGGAGAUACGCUGGAACUCUACAGUGCCUUCACCAUUAUUGCAUCCUUUGAAAAUAAUUGGGUUACUUGGACAUUUGUGUACGAGAAAAAAACUGAAGACACGCCAGAUCCCAUCAAUUUAUUGGCUUUCCUCGUCGAUGUGACUAAGGAUAUAGAGGCCCACCUUCACAAAGAAACAAAAGGUUUUUAAAGUUUUGGGAAUCUCAACCAAAAUACCUAUUGCCUCGGUACCCGUAAUGAUAUCUAUUGACUUUGCUUGUGUGAUGAAUAAUAAAAGUAUUGGCUUGUCUUAAGCAUGUGUAAUAAUUGUAUUGUACUGUAUGGAAGUAUCUCUAAUUAUUAAUUAAGUCAGAUAUUAUGGACCGUGGCACGUUUGAAAUCUAUAUAUAAUAUAAAGCUAGGAAUAGAAGAGGUGAUGUGGCACCUCUCUAUGGCCUCCAAUGAUAUUUAUU